AGCGCUUCACACAACAAAAAAAUUCCAAACACAAAUUUUGUUACGCCAACGAAAACAUUUCCGCAUUUAACUUUGAUAUUAUUUACAGUAACUAUUGGAGAUUACAGAUUAGAUCAUGUAUCAGAAUCAAGUGGUGUUGACGCGCGAGCGUCGUCGCUUUGGACGGCAAUGCAUGUUCGAGGAUCGCAACGAGCUGAUGGUCAGCGUGCAUCCGAGCAGCCGCUUGCGUUUGAAGUACAUCAUGGGCAAUCCGCAGACGCGGGGCAUGCAGCUGAGCUCGAUAAUGGCCAGCAGCGAGGUGGAGACUGAGAAUGCCACCUACGAUGAGCAUGGCAUGUUUCACUACGAGGGCGGUUGGCCCAAGGAGGUGAACAUGAACGAUGAGGAGCAGACGUUGCGACAUCGCAAGAAGGUCGAACGUGACGAUGCCUGGGGCGAGGAGGUGAAGACAUUGAUACGCACCACCAUGAAUACGGCACGUCAGAACAAUGCCAUCAAUAUCUAUAAUCAUUUCUUCGACGAUAUACCCUACGAAGUGGGACGCACCAUUUGCAUGCCAUUCAAGUCGCGCACCAUCAACAUCAUUCAUGACAUGUGGCGUCCACAGCGGCACAUGUCCGUCAUCAAUUGGAUGCCGAACAACAACAAGCAGAUCAUGACACAGUAUAGCAAUCUAUACAAUUUGGGCGAGGAUGAUCGCAAGUCACGCUUGGUCACCGAGGAUCCCACAAACGGUUCGACGAAUGCCUUCUAUGUGUGGGACGUAAAGAAUCCGAUUAAACCGUUGUCCUACUACGACAGCAUGGAGGUGAUUUCAUGUGCCAAAAUCUGUCCCAAGGAGGAGAACAAUCUGGCGGCUGGCACGUAUACGGGCAAAGUGUGCAUCUGGGAUAUGCUAGAGAGCGGAAUGACCACCGGCAUUUGCCCCAUGGAGGCGGCACAUCGUCAACGGGUUUCGGCGAUCACUUGGGUCCACUCGAAGCUGAACACAGAGUUCUAUAGCGCAUCGUUGGAUGGAUCGAUCAAGUUCUGGGAUACACGUGAUCUCAAGAUGCCAUCGAAUGAGAUAUUCCUGGAGACCACUCCGAAUAUGAAACAGAAUCGUCAGGAUGCUCACGGUUGUACGGUGCUGGAGUUUGAGUACACGAUUCCGGUGCGUUUCAUCGCUGGCAGCGCCAUGGGAUACGUGUUUGUGGGCAAUCGCAAGGGCUUGAAUCCCGUCGAGAUGCUGGUGGGCAGCUAUCAAAUAUGCGCUGGACCCAUUCGCACCAUACAUCGCAAUCCGUUCUUUGUGAAGAACUUCCUCAUCGUGGGCGAUUGGAUUGCCCGCAUCUGGUGCGAGGAGGUCAAGAAUCGUCCCAGCACCAUGUAUGUGAAGAAGCGCAAUCAAUUGAUGUGCGGCGCCUGGAGCACGGGACGCGCCUCGCUCUUUGUCACCGGCGAUAUUGAGGGCGUUCUUGACUUUUGGGAUUUGCUCUUGAAUCAACGCGAACCCAUCUAUAGCGUCAAUUUCCGUUCGACGGUCACCGCCGUCGUAUUUCAGCCGGGCGGACAGCAUUUGGCCGUCUCGCUAGCAAACGGGGAUACGCACAUCAUGAAUCUCGAUGAGGCCAUGAAGCACACCACCAGCAAGGAGAAGGCUCUCAUGGCAGCCAUGUUCGAGCGAGAGAUUACGCGCAGCAAGCUGCUGGAGGCUCGUGUCGAUGAGAUCAAGCUGCGUCGUCGCACACAAAUGUUGGAGGAGGAGGAGGAGCGCCAAUCGAAGGCAGCGCCUGUUGUUCAGGAAUAUAUGCCCGAUCUGGAGCUUGAUCCCGACAAUCCAGAUCAGUUCAUCAAGAUGAUCGAGUCCGAUGAGGAGUUUCGUGUCGCCCUCUCCCAAUUCCACGAGACUCUCGAGGCCGUCGAUCGCAAACGAGCCGCCGAAAAGAAGGUGAUGGAACGCACCCACUUCGAGCAGUACUAUCUCGAUAAUCUCGCCGAGCAGGCAAAGCUCGAGGAGGCUCGCAAGAAGCGAGCCGGUUCCAUCACCUCAAAGGAGGCCCGCGAAUUGCGUGCUGCCAAAAAGAAGGCCGCCAAGGUCAAGGGCAAGAAGUAAAUGAAGCCUUUGAAGCUGAGCAGAAUAUAUUAUUAACUAUUAUUUUACUUGUCUAUACGAAUAAAACAAUUGGAAGCAUUUCAAAGCACUUCGCAU
This is a messenger RNA of Drosophila nasuta, 2191 nucleotides long. RefSeq names its product dynein intermediate chain 3, ciliary. The transcript is spliced from 2 exons. Gene Ontology annotation, cellular component: outer dynein arm. NCBI's taxonomy places the organism in Eukaryota, Metazoa, Arthropoda, Insecta, Diptera, Drosophilidae. Gene Ontology annotation, molecular function: dynein heavy chain binding; dynein light chain binding. Gene Ontology annotation, biological process: cilium movement; outer dynein arm assembly. The coding region runs from base 116 to 2095 and encodes 659 amino acids. The record is from RefSeq and is a predicted model, not a curated record.